Messenger RNA from Achroia grisella, 1574 nucleotides. RefSeq names its product bromodomain-containing protein 4-like. The coding region runs from base 1 to 1080 and encodes 359 amino acids. The record is from RefSeq and is a predicted model, not a curated record. NCBI's taxonomy places the organism in Eukaryota, Metazoa, Arthropoda, Insecta, Lepidoptera, Pyralidae. The transcript has 3 exons.
AUGGGAAAAAGGAAGCGGUCAGAUAGAGGUGACAGUCAUGAAGUAGAACGGUUGUUAAAAAAAGUUAAAAAGUUAGUGAGAACAAGAAGAAGAAUUUUGUCAUCAUCGGAUUCGGAAAAUAUCACUAUAGAAAAUAGUUCGUCAACUCCUGUGCAAAUAAAUUCAAAUAUCGAAAACGAAGCCAGUGAUCCAAUAAUUCAAGACGAGAUCCUAAUUGAAAAUGAUCAAAUGAUAGAGGAAAAUGAUGAAUUAGACCCAGACAUAUUACAGUUACUAGGGUCAGAUCCAACACAAGAUAAAACCUUUGGUGAAAAUUUACAUAAAGAUCUAGCUAUGAGAUGGAAACAUAUUUUAACCAACGGGAUACCUAAAGAAGAAAAAGCGAAUCUUUUAAAAGAAUAUUUACCCGCAGAAAAUUGUAUCCCCAUGAAAGCACCGGUACUAAACCCGGAGUUGAAGUCGGCAUUGUCCGAUACCAGCUUAAAAAAGGACUCGUACAGUGAGCAAAAACAAAAUCAAAUGUCUAGCUGCAUCUCGGCUAUUGGCAAAGCAUUAAACUUAGCUUUGACACAAGUGGAAAAUACCCCACAAGAAAUUAUUAAAACUCUGAGCGAUGCAGGGCGCUUACUGUUUGACACUCACUACAGAGAAUCCCUUUCGAGAAGGUUUACUAUUGUUAAUUCCAUAAGUAAACAAAAACGUGAAAUAAUAAAAAAUACAAAAAUAGAUGAAUAUUUAUUUGGGUCAAAUUUAUCUGAACACUUAAAAACAUCUAAGGUCAUAUCAACGUCAGCAUCGGAAUUAAGAUUCACCACACAAAUUAGCAACAGAUCUAGUCAAUAUCGCUCGCAGCCAAGAACAACUCGCCAGGGGGCUUUAAACGCACGGGGGGCACCGCGGACAACGUAUGCCGAGCCGCGAGUGUACCCCGGCCAGUCUCGGCACUCGGUACCGCUCCAGCCGGCGCCGCCGCUACAGCCCCCUCCGCCGCCAGCUCGGGGGCCACGCGACCGGCGCACUGCUCUGCCGCCGCCGACGCAGCGUUCGAGAUCUUACCCACAACAGACUCGACGACGUUGAAUACUUUAUCACAGGGAGCUGCAUCCUCUAUGUGCGGACCUGAUCCUAAUGGCAGGGAUAUUAUCAGGCAGUCGCUGGUGAGACGCGGAAUCCCGAACGCAUCUCUCGACAUAAUGAUGGGCUCUUUCUCUAAUAACACGCUCGUUCAAUAUAACACAGCACUAAAAUCAUGGUGGCUAUAUUGUAAGGAUAAAAAUUUUGAUUAUUCUCAUGCUGAUAUAAUACAAUUGAUUGAAUUCUUAACGCAAAAAUAUUACGACGGUGCCAGUUAUAGCACACUUAAUAGUUAUCGUUCAGCAUUGUCCAUACUGUUAGGUCAAGAUAUCACUUGCAACCAUCUAAUCAAGCGGCUUUUAAAAGGUGUAUACCGUAUGAAACCUCCUGCACCAAAAUAUGAUACUACUUGGGAUCCUAAUUUAGUACUAAAUUACUUAGCUGUUCAUUUCCCUAAUGAAUUAAUUUCAUUAAAAGAUUUAACACAAAAAACUAUAACG